Molecule: messenger RNA, 2177 nt
Organism: Hemiscyllium ocellatum (epaulette shark)
Lineage: Eukaryota; Metazoa; Chordata; Chondrichthyes; Orectolobiformes; Hemiscylliidae
Product: histone deacetylase 4-like
Exons: 15
Coding region: 114-2177 (687 amino acids)
Biological process (GO): chromatin organization; negative regulation of transcription by RNA polymerase II
Cellular component (GO): histone deacetylase complex
Molecular function (GO): histone deacetylase activity
Source: RefSeq, a predicted model, not a curated record
UGACUGGGGACUGGGAGAAUCCGUCCGCGUGCAGUGAGAAGGCACACCGACCCCACAAUGGGCUCUCUCCGGUCUCUCAGGUGCCUCCUAUCCUCCAACUGUCCCAGUCGGCGAUGGAGAGGGAUAGACUGUUGGCCGCUCUCCAACCGGUGAUCAUCCUGGAGCCUGGGACAGUACAGAAUCCACUUCUGGCACUUUCAGAGCUGGGCACGGCGCCUCUCUUGUACACCCCAGCCGUUAUUCCUGGUGACCGGUACGCGGCCGCCCGGUUGGCAGAGCUGAGCCAGCACCGUCCCCUGGGCCGGACUCAGUCCGCCCCCCUUCCCCAGAGCCCCCAGUCUGUCCAGCAGAAGCUGCAGACCCAGCAUCUGGACCAGCUCCUCCUUGAGAGACUCAAGCAGCAGACCCACCUCGGCAAGCUGAUGAGUAAGAGGCGACUCAGUCAUGGUGAGGAGGGGGAGUCAGAGAGGAAGGGUCCGGGACGAGGUGGACCCUCGGACAGACCCCGACUCACUGAGGACAGCACGGAGGAUGGGCCGAAUGGGCUGGGCUCAGGAAACAGCAGUGAGGCUCACAGCCCACAGGUCUCUCUCCCGUGGGAUUUACCCAGAGUCCGGCAGAAGCCCCCGAACCUGGAGGCCUUUGGGGUAAUUUACCCCGGGUGGGCUCAGCAUCGCCCCCUGUCUCGCGCCCGUUCCUCCCCAGCCUCGGCGGGAGUCCCGGAGAGAUCGCCGCGCCCCCCCUCCUUCAGCACCGGGCUAGUAUACGAUAGCGGGAUGCUGAAACACCAGUGCACGUGCGGGAACAGCGAUCACCUCGAACAUCCCGGGAGGAUACAGAGCAUUUAUUCCCGACUCCAGGAAACAGGACUGAAGAGCCAGUGUGAGUGUGUCCGAGGAAGGAAGGCCACCUUUGAGGAGAUCCGGUCAGUCCACACGGAGAGUCACGUCCUCCUGUACGGGGCUAGCCCCCUCAGACACCUCCACCUAGACCCGAACAAACUCCACGGAAUCCUAUCCCAGAGGGCAUUAGUCAUGUUGCCCUGUGGAGGUUUUGGGGUGGAUAGCGACACGGUGUGGAACGAACACCACACGCCAGGCGCGGCACGGUUGGCUGUCGGGUGCACCGUCGAGCUUGCUCUGAAGGUGGCCUCCGGGCAACUCAAGAACGGGUUCGCCAUCGUCCGACCCCCCGGGCAUCACGCUGAGGCAUCGACUGCCAUGGGAUUCUGCUUCUUUAACUCGGUUGCUGUGGCCACCAAACAGCUGUUACAGAAGACAGACACCAGGCGGAUUCUGAUUGUUGACUGGGACGUGCACCAUGGAAACAGCACCCAGCAAGUCUUCUACAGUGAUCCCAAAGUCCUCUACAUUUCCCUCCAUCGCCAUGAUGGAGGCAACUUUUUCCCGGGAAGCGGAGCCGCAGAGGAGGUCGGAGCAGGACCAGGGGAGGGGUUCAACGUUAACAUUGCGUGGAGUGGGGGGUUGGACCCUCCCAUGGGCGAUGCUGACUAUCUGGCUGCGUUCAGGACGGUGGUGAUACCGAUUGCGAAGGAAUUCUCCCCCGAGCUGGUCCUGGUAUCCUCUGGGUUUGACGCUGUCGAGGGACACCAGCCCCAGAUGGGGGGUUACCGGGUAUCUGCAAAAUGUUUCGGGGUGCUGACCCGGGAGCUGAUGGAGGUGGCUGGUGGCCGCGUGGUCCUAGUGCUGGAGGGUGGACACCAUCUGACCGCUAUCUGUGACGCAUCAGAGAUGUGUGUGAGAGCACUCCUGGGGCAGGAGGGCUGGGCGAUGAAGGCAACCGUGCUGAACACCUUCUUCAACGCCCACCCACCCGUCUACCCGCGACACAAACUUCAAAGUCAGACACCACUUGACUCCAGGGUCAUAGUCCAACAGGUUUAUCUGAGAUCACGCCUGGGGAAGGAGCAGUGUUCCAACAGCCAGGGAUCCCAAAUAAACCUGUCGGACUAUAAUCCUGGUGUCGCGUGGCUUCGGACUUUGUCCCAGCCCAACACCGGGCACCUCCCCAUCAUCUCAAGGAGCGGCCAACCGGCGCUCCAAGGUCAACGUGUUCAGCAACUCUUCCCCAGGACCGACUGGGCCCUGGUUAGAUCCCACUUGGAAUAUUGUCUUCGGUUCUGGGCGUCUCAUCGCAGGAAGGAUGUGGAAGCUUGA